ACAGAUCGCAGUGCAGCUUUGACGACCUUACCAAGAAACGCAAUUCUAGCAGACAUUGCAGGAACUGGAGACUAUCAUUUGGUAAUCACCGAUUUAAAGUUCGAAAAAGAUACCAAAUGUAGGCUUAAAGUUUAUAAAGGGACCUUAUUGACUUCUGACCAGGCAUUAGCUAAUGUACCUAAUUCUUUGAUUAGUUUUUAUGCUGACCAGUUAGAACCUAGAAUACCAGUGGUUGCUGUCGCUUGUAGUUCCGAACUAUUUUUGUACAAAAAUCUGAAGCCCUAUUACAAAUUUCGCGUGCCAUAUUGCCCUCUAUUGCAGGAAGAAAAAGAUAUUUGGAAUGAGAUCCUACAAGAUCAGGAGGCUAACCUAGUUAAUACUGAAAAACUUGUUAGUGUUCUCAAAAAUAUUUCGUACUCGAAUUUAAGUGCCAGAUCUCAGUGCAUUCUCAAUCUAACAUCUCCAAUAAAAAUAGAAGAAUACGUUCGUAAAUACAUAAAAACAAUGCCUGUUAAAGAAAAUAUAAUAACAUGCAUGACAACUAUUGAACGAUCGACUCGAGAUAAAGGGGCCAUUGCUUGUCCAAUCAUAGCUACUGAAUUUGGAAACGUUUAUUUCUUAGAUCCACAAAAUUUUAGCAUACUGCAUCAGACGAAUGUCUGUAACAUAAGAGCAACUCCAUUCAUAAUCAAAUGCACUGGCCUCUAUGACGUCGAAUUCCGGGUUAUAGUGGCCACCAGAGAAGGGCACAUUUGUCUUCUUAGAAAGGGUUGGCUAGAAGGCAAAUCUCUAGUCCAAUUGACGUCAAAUAUUGUCGAUAUGGUCCUAAUACCUGGAGAUAAUUUUAUAAUAGUGGCGACGUCAGACAAAACUUUGCAUUGUUAUACUAAAAGGGGACAAAGAUUAUGGUUAACACAAACAAUGUACAUAAUAACUUGCUUAUGUUUGGUACCUUUAGAUCAUAUAAGUACCUGUCUAGUAGCCGUAGGCCAUAAAAGUGGUUCAAUUCAAUUAUACCAAGGUAGACAACCCAUAGAUUUUACCUCUGUGGCAGACACCCCAUCGGUUAUUGCCUUUGGACAACUGGGACAAGAAGAAAAUGUUAUGGUAGUUAUAACAGUAGGAGGGUCUAUCAAUUUCAAAAUAUUGAAAAGAACCGCCGAUUUUCAUGUGAAGAAUCAAGAGAUUAUCCCGAUACUUCAAUCAAAACCAUUACCGUUGCCUAAGAGAAGUAAAUUGUUUUUGGAGCAGAGCAUAAGGGAACGACAAAAUGCUCUUGAAAUUCAUCAAUCUUUUCAACAAGACUUAAUAAGGCUGAGACUAUCGGCAGCAAGAGCUUUAGUACAAAAUUUAGCUGAUCAGUCAGGCAUAGGAAAUGAAAAGGAACAAAUUAAAUUGUCAGCACAGGUUUUAGGCUUAGGUCCGAAAUUCACAGUCAUAUUAAGCCUGGAAAAUAUUAAUCCAAACAAAGCUUUAGUAGGUUUGGCAGUUACUUUUCAUGCAAAUCCUGCAAACUACAUACUUUCCUCGUACAUUAUCACUGUUCCACUAGUGCCACCCAGUCUUUCUUAUAAAAUGGAAACGAAAGUUGUGGAAGUCUUUGAUGAGUCAACAAAUAGUGAAAAUUCCUCAGAUGAAGCCGAUGUGGCAAAUAGAAAAGUGAUAAGAGUUUUCGUAACUAGGCAAAUAAACUCAGUACCUGUGUUGGCUGCAACUAUAAAUAUGCCCCCGACAGAAUUUGUUAUCUAG
This is a messenger RNA of Ceutorhynchus assimilis (cabbage seed weevil), 1749 nucleotides long. The record is from the annotation of a GenBank genome assembly. NCBI's taxonomy places the organism in Eukaryota, Metazoa, Arthropoda, Insecta, Coleoptera, Curculionidae.